Leptonychotes weddellii (Weddell seal) is the source of this 2244-nucleotide messenger RNA. It is a transcript of the gene RBM15B, whose product is annotated as RNA binding motif protein 15B. The record is from RefSeq and is a predicted model, not a curated record. NCBI's taxonomy places the organism in Eukaryota, Metazoa, Chordata, Mammalia, Carnivora, Phocidae. Gene Ontology annotation, molecular function: RNA binding.
AUGACGCACGCCCGGCGCAACUCUCGCCCCGCCCGCUACGGGCCCCGCGCCCGCCACGCCGCGGCGGCCUUUGCCCUGGAUGCUGCCGCGGCCGCCGCGGUGGGGCUAUCCCGGGAGCGGGCCCUGGACUACUACGGGCUGUACGACGACCGCGGGCGCCCCUACGGCUACCCCGCCGUGUGCGAGGAGGACCUGAUGCCUGAGGACGACCAGCGGGCCACGCGCAACCUGUUCAUCGGGAACCUGGACCACAGCGUAUCUGAGGUGGAGUUGCGGCGGGCCUUUGAGAAGUAUGGCAUCAUUGAGGAGGUGGUCAUCAAGAGGCCUGCCCGUGGCCAGGGUGGUGCGUAUGCCUUCCUCAAGUUCCAGAACCUAGACAUGGCCCACAGGGCUAAGGUGGCCAUGUCGGGCCGGGUGAUUGGCCGAAACCCCAUUAAGAUAGGCUACGGCAAGGCCAACCCCACCACUCGCCUCUGGGUGGGCGGCCUGGGACCUAACACCUCACUGGCCGCUCUGGCCCGGGAGUUUGACCGCUUUGGGAGCAUUCGGACCAUUGAUCACGUCAAGGGAGAUAGCUUUGCCUACAUCCAGUACGAGAGCUUGGAUGCAGCUCAGGCCGCCUGUGCAAAAAUGAGGGGCUUUCCCUUGGGUGGUCCAGACCGGAGGCUGCGCGUGGAUUUUGCCAAAGCAGAGGAGACUCGGUAUCCCCAGCAGUACCAGCCCUCACCCCUCCCUGUGCAUUACGAGCUGCUCCCUGACGGGUAUACCCGGCACCGAAACCUGGAUGCAGACCUACGGGUGCGGGAUAGGACCCCCCCACACCUCCUGUACUCAGACCGAGACCGGACCUUUUUGGAAGGGGACUGGACCAGCCCUAGUAAAAGCUCCGACCGCCGAAACAGCCUGGAGGGCUACAGCCGGUCGGUGCGCAGCCGGAGUGGGGAGCGCUGGGGAGAUGGGGACCGGGGCCUGCCCAAGCCCUGGGAGGAGAGGCGGAAGCGGAGGAGCCUUUCCAGUGAGCGCGGGAGGACAACCCACUCCCCUUAUGAGGAACGGAGCAGGACCAAGGGUGGUGGGCAGCAGGUGGACCGGGGCUCUGACCGCACCCCUGAGCGCAGCCGUAAGGAGAACCACUCCAGUGACGGGCCCAAGGAGUCCAGCAGCAACUCCCUCAGCAACAGCAGACAUGGGGCUGAGGAGCGGAGCCACCACCACCACCACGAGGCUCCAGACUCUUCCCACGGGAAGAAGACACGAGAGAGCGAGCGCAAUCAUCGGACCGCUGAGGCUGAGCCCAAGCCUCUGGAAGAGCCAAAACACGAGACCAAAAAGCUCAAGAAUCUUUCCGAGUAUGCCCAGACACUGCAGCUGGGUUGGAAUGGGCUCCUAGUGUUGAAAAACAGCUGCUUCCCGACAUCUAUGCACAUCCUAGAGGGGGACCAGGGGGUUAUCACGGGCCUCCUCAAAGACCACACUUCCGGGAGCAAGCUGACCCAGCUGAAGAUCGCCCAGCGUCUGCGACUGGACCAGCCCAAGCUCGACGAGGUCACGCGGCGGAUCAAGCAGGGGAGCCCCAAUGGCUAUGCGGUGCUCCUAGCCACCCAGGCGACCCCCAGCGGGCCUGGCACUGAGGGGAUGCCCGCGGUGGAGCCAGGCUUACAGAGGCGACUUCUCAGGAACCUGGUCUCCUACUUGAAACAGAAGCAGGCGGCGGGGGUGAUCAGCCUGCCGGUGGGUGGGUCCAAGGGCAGAGACAGCACGGGCAUGCUCUACGCCUUCCCGCCCUGCGACUUUUCACAGCAGUACCUCCAGUCCGCACUGAGGACAUUGGGCAAGCUAGAAGAAGAACACAUGGUGAUCGUUAUAGUGAGAGACACUGCCUAGCCCAAACCUGUUUCCAGCUCCGCGUUUGUGUCACAAAAGCAGUUAUUUUAAGAUCUGACCACCACCCCCUCCCCACAUCCUACCCCCUUGGUUUGAAUUCUCUGCUGGGUUAUUUUGGUUCAUUUAAUGGGGGACCAGAGUCCCGACCCCCCACCAAAACUAAGUUCUUAGAUUUUAGGGUUGUGUUUUGUUUUUGUUUUUUGUCUUUUGUUUUAACAGCAAUGAGAAAAGGGACUCCUGUCACGUUGAUUUCUAGUGUACGAGAUACUGUCUGCUGUGUUCUGUAUUUUUUUAUUUUUUGACUAACUGUAUGGAAAGUCGUCAGUAAAGCCUUUGUCAGAGGAUGGAUUUUUAAUCCUG